Molecule: messenger RNA, 3560 nt
Organism: Thermothielavioides terrestris NRRL 8126
Lineage: Eukaryota; Fungi; Ascomycota; Sordariomycetes; Sordariales; Chaetomiaceae
Exons: 1
Coding region: 262-3420 (1052 amino acids)
Biological process (GO): ubiquitin-dependent protein catabolic process
Cellular component (GO): anaphase-promoting complex
Molecular function (GO): ubiquitin protein ligase binding
Source: RefSeq, a predicted model, not a curated record
CCCCCUGCUGUCGCGGCCUGCCUGCAGUCUGUGGCUAGGCACCUGUACCUACGCCUGCUAGGACUUGGGCCGCCGUUUGGGGCCGCCGCUUCAACCGCCCGCUGUUAACGCUGGGUUGGGUUUUGCCCGCUCAUUGGGUCCGCCUCUGGGUGACCCGCAGCUCCUGAUCAGGCUGCCAGAUUUGAGCCGGCUGAAUUGUGCGGCCUGCGGGAGGAGCAAAGUGUAGAAAGCUCGGGCAGGCAGAUCACCAGACAGCCCGCCAUGCCGGCUGCCGUUGCGUCCCAGUGGAGGGACCGCCGACGGCAAGUGUUCCAGUCUGUGUUCCAGGCCGACGUCGCCCCUCUUGCGCCCCCGUCGACACCCAGCAGUCGUUUGACAGACCCCGGCGACCCUCUCCGGUACCCGCAGCAGCACCAACAGCAGACGCACCGCGGCCGUGGUCACACCCUCGCACCCCCUAGCCACCGCACCUCUUCGCGACGGACCACGCCGGAGCCAUCGCUCCACGCCGCAGCUCAGCCGCUCUUCCCGCCCGCCCCAGCCGACGACCAAGCGACCUAUGACCGUGCCUGGCACAUCGUAACCGCCCACAUCGCCCUGCCCUCGUCUGCCACUGCCGACGAUUCGUUCGGUGCCCCUGCCGCCGGGCCCCACCAGCAGCAGUUCUCCACCGAGUUCUACGACGCCUUUGCCCUUCUCGUCAACGCCAGCACUCUUUUGCCCAAUGCCACCCGCACCGGCGACAUCCUUGCUUGGCACGUCGGCCAGGUCAGGGCGCACUUCGCCCAGCACGUGAUCCCCCUUUUGGCCGAAUGCGUGGACGACGAAGGCGCGGACCCCUCGGGGGAAGGCAACUACUACGAGAGACACAUGGUAAUUGUUAUGAGCAGUAUCCGGACGCUCGAGGCCGCCUUGCGUCUCUACUUCCACGGUCUCGGCCAGUUGUUGUCGGGCUUCAACCGCCUGGCUGAUGCCUCUCCGGAGGCAGCCAAGGACGCCGAGUUGCUCAGCGCCCGCUUCCGCCGGGACAUCCACGCUCUCGUUAGUAACUCGGUUUCAGAGGGGCUGAUGCGGUCUGUAAAAGCUGUUCUGAUUCGCCUUGCCGGUACUAUCCUCGGGAUACCUCCUCAAGAAGAGCUCAGUACUGGCGGCGGGCAAACUGCUCGACCGGCGGCCCCAGGGCCCGCCGAUCUGAAUGUCCAGGCUGCCCGGGAACGGCUGCUCGAGCUUGUCCGACAGCUGCACAACGUAGGCUUGGCCGGCGAGCGCUUCCAGGUCUUGUUCGCCGAGGUCAUGGACGCCAUGAUGUCCGCGUUUGUAACGGGGGCCUACGCGGGGGUCUGGGCCACGCCAGACGCUCGCCCGUUCUCGGCCAGCGUGGAUACGGUGUCGCAGAGCGCUUCGUUAUCUGCGGCGUCGCCCUGUAUCGUUUCUCUCAACGACUGGGUCGAGAACCACUUUGCCCGCCUGAGCUGUGAAGUCCUGGCUUGCAUCUCGCCCAACCCCCAGGGCCCCUUGCCCGUGUCUCUGGCCGACCUCAGGACGUACCAAUCUCUUGCCCUCGGCCGGCUCGCGGCCCUCCGCAUCCAGGAGCUGUUUGACAUUGUCAUGGCCUGGCCCGCCUCGCGCCCGGCCCUGGACGACCUGCGAGCGACCAUCACAACCGCCGCUCGGCGCAAGCAGCUGACGGACAGCUUCUCGCGGACCCUCCAGACCCGGCUCCUACACCCGGGCUGUAGCACCCUGGAGAUUCUGCAGAAAUACAUCGCCAUCAUCCGCACGCUGCACGCGCUCGACCCUAGCAAGGUCCUGCUGAGUCAUGUUGAGCCCAGUCUGCAGCUGUAUCUUUGCCACCGUGAGGAUGCCGUGCGGAUCGUAGUAUCGGGCCUGCUUGCCAGCCCUGAGGAGAUACGGGCGGCGAAGAUGGCCAAGGCGGCUGGGAAACAGCAGGGAGAUACGUCUCAGGGAGACGGCAACGGUCAGACCUCGUGGCGUGCAAGGGAUCCGGGGCCGUUCACCAGCCCUAGCGUGCCACGGGCCUCCAGAAACAACCCGCCCGAACAAAUUGUGCAAAGGGACAUCACCCUUGAGGCCGAGGAAACCUCUGACCAUUCAGCAGCCACAUCCAAAGACGGCCGCCCCCGACGGCCCACCAAGCUCGUCGAGCUCGCCCUCCUCCUCAGUGACCCCUCCCAGACCCGCCGCACCGCCCUGGACCACGAUGAGGACCUCGACUGGAACGACAUGAACUGGGUCCCCGACCCGGUCGAUGCCGGAGCCAACUACAAGCGGCCCAAGAGCGAGGACGUCAUUGGCACGCUCAUCUCGGCCCUCGGCAGCGGGGACGUAUUCAUCAAGGAAUUCUCGGCCGUCGUCGCCGAGCGUUUGCUCGGCGAGCCCGCCCGUUUCGAUCAGGAGCUGCGCGUGCUCGACUUGCUCAAGCGCCGCUUCGGCGAGGCGGCGCUGCAGAACUGCGAUGUCAUGAUCAAGGACGUGCAGGACUCGCGGCGGGUCGACUCCGCGAUCCGCAAGGGCCGCGUCGGUCGCGGGCAGAAGAGGCGGGUCAUGGCCACGCCCGACAAGUCUGCCACACCAGAGCGGGGAACGGACGGGAUUGAAUAUCAUGCCCGGAUUCUGUCGCGGCUGUUCUGGCCAAAUCUCGACAGGGAACAUUUCCUCCUUCCGCCGCCGAUCGUGGAGCAGCAGCGGCGGUAUGAGCAGGCCUACGAGAAGCUCAAGUCGGGGCGGAAGUUGACCUGGCUGAACCAGCUGGGCCAAGCGAAGGUGGAGCUGGAGCUGAAGGACAGGACGGUGGCCGCGGACUGCAGCACCGUGGAGGCGACUGUAAUCUACGCGUUCCAGCGCGGCGAGGGAGAGGAUGAUGCGGAUGCGGAUUCCCCGCCAGUGCAGAAGUCGGUCGGCGAGCUGUACGAACAGCUGCAGAUGGACGAGGACCUGAUCAGCGCGGCGCUGCAGUUCUGGGUGAGCAAAGGCGUCCUGCGCCGCGUGGCCGGUAGCAGCGACGCCUAUGUCGUUGCCGAAACCCUCCAGGAACCCGACACGACCGCCGCCCCGUCCAGCACUCUCACCGCCUCCGCGCUGGGCGCACCCAGCCAACCCGCCGGCACAGCCGAAACAGCCAGCGCGGCAGAGCCGGCCUCCUCCACCGCCGGCGGCGCCGGCAAGCCGCGCAUCUCAGCCAAGGAGCGCGAGCGCCGCGAAGUCUACUGGCGCUACAUCCAGGGCAUGCUCACCAACGCCAGCGCGUCGAUGCCGCUGGGUCAGAUGGCUAUGAUGAUGAGGAUGCUGAUCGCCGACGGGUUCCCGUGGAGCAACGAGGAGCUGCAGGAGUUCUUGGCCGAGAAGGUGGCCGCCGGCGAGAUGGAGGUUGUCGGGGGGAAGUAUAGGCUGAAGAAGUGAGGGCCCCCUUUAUUUUUUUUUUUUUUUUUUUUUCGUUCUUGUGGAGGGAGGUAUAGGUAGCGGAAGGGGUGUCUUGACCGGAAGGAAGCAGGGAACCGAAGGGGGGAAUGGAAGGGGUGCGGGGGUCGGAGUGAAGCAGG